Cavia porcellus (domestic guinea pig) is the source of this 1973-nucleotide messenger RNA. RefSeq names its product abhydrolase domain containing 16A, phospholipase (gene Abhd16a). The record is from RefSeq and is a predicted model, not a curated record. The transcript has 20 exons. Gene Ontology annotation, cellular component: endomembrane system. The coding region runs from base 76 to 1923 and encodes 615 amino acids. Gene Ontology annotation, biological process: phosphatidylserine catabolic process; monoacylglycerol catabolic process. NCBI's taxonomy places the organism in Eukaryota, Metazoa, Chordata, Mammalia, Rodentia, Caviidae. Gene Ontology annotation, molecular function: monoacylglycerol lipase activity; glycerophospholipase activity.
GCUCCUCAGAGGCAGGCAAAGGCGGGGCCAGCGGGGGGACCUGCUGCUAGGAGAGCAGCGGCCCGAGCCGGGGCCAUGGCGAAGCUGCUGAGCUGUGUCCUAGGUCCCCGGCUCUACAAAAUCUACCGGGAGAGGGACUCAGAAAGGGCCCCGUCCAGCGUCCCCGGGACUCCAACUUCAGUCAGUAAUCCCCCUUCCAGCUCCUGGGAUACGUAUUAUCAGCCCCGUGCCCUGGAGAAACAUGCAGACAGCAUCCUGGCACUGGCUUCAGUCUUCUGGUCCAUCUCUUAUUACUCCUCUCCCUUCGCCUUCUUCUACCUGUACAGGAAAGGUUACUUGAGUUUGUCCAAGGUGGUGCCAUUUUCUCACUAUGCGGGGACAUUGCUGCUGCUGCUGGCAGGCGUUGCCUGCCUCCGAGGCAUUGGCCGCUGGACCAACCCCCAGUACCGACAGUUCAUCAGCAUCUUGGAAGCCACACAUCGGAACCAGUCUGCAGAAAACAAGAGGCAGCUGGCCAACUACAACUUCGACUUCAGGAGCUGGCCGGUGGACUUCCACUGGGAGGAGCCCAGCAGCCGGAAGGAGUCCCGGGGCGGCCCCUCCCGCCGCGGUGUGGCCCUGCUUCGCCCCGAGCCCCUGCACCGGGGAACAGCGGACACCUUCCUCAGCCGGGUGAAGAAGCUGCCCUGCCAGAUCACCAGCUACUUGGUGGCACACACGCUGGGGCGCCGGAUGCUGUACCCUGGCUCCGUGUACCUACUCCAGAAGGCCCUCAUGCCAGUGCUGCUGCAGGGCCAGGCCCGGCUGGUGGAGGAGUGUAAUGGGCGCCGGGCAAAGCUGCUGGCCUGUGAUGGCAACGAGAUUGACACUAUGUUUGUGGACCGGCGGGGGACAGCUGAGCCCCAGGGACAGAAACUGGUGAUCUGCUGUGAGGGGAACGCAGGCUUCUACGAGGUGGGCUGCGUCUCCACGCCCCUGGAAGCUGGCUACUCAGUCCUGGGCUGGAACCAUCCAGGCUUCGCAGGAAGCACGGGUGUGCCCUUCCCACAGAACGAGGCCAAUGCCAUGGACGUGGUGGUCCAGUUCGCCAUCCACCGCCUGGGCUUCCAGCCUCAGGACAUUAUCGUCUACGCCUGGUCCAUCGGCGGCUUCACGGCCACAUGGGCAGCCAUGUGCUACCCGGACAUCAGUGCGGUGGUCCUGGAUGCUUCCUUCGAUGACCUGGUCCCCUUGGCCUUGAAGGUCAUGCCUGACAGCUGGAGGGCCCUGGUGACCAGGACAGUGAGGCAGCAUCUGAAUCUAAACAACGCAGAGCAGCUGUGCAGGUACCAGGGCCCAGUGCUGCUGAUCCGGAGAACCAAGGAUGAGAUCAUCACCACCACGGUCCCCGAAGACAUCAUGUCCAACCGAGGCAACGACCUCCUGCUGAAGCUCCUGCAGUUCCGGUACCCCAGAGUGAUGGCCGAGGAGGGCCUCCGUGUGGUUCGGCAGUGGCUGGAGGCCUCCUCCCAGCUGGAGGAAGCCUCCAUCUACAGCCGCUGGGAGGUGGAGGAGGACUGGUGUGUGUCCGUGCUGCGCUCCUACCAGGCAGAGCAUGGACCCGACUUCCCCUGGAGUGUGGGGGAAGACAUGAAGGCUGAGGGACGCCAGCAGUUGGCUUUGUUUCUGGUGAGCGGGCCCGGAAGCAUCUGCACAACUUUGAGGCCACACACUGCACUCCACUUCCAGCGCAGCACUUCCAGAUGCCCUGGCGCCUCUAGGGUCCACAACGGACCUGUCUGGAAGGAGGACGGGAGGGGCCUCGAAGGGCCUCGGUUUGUGAUGUGUGUGUCGCUGCUCACAUUGAUUGUGUGUGACAGUGGGGGCCACAUCCCCGCCACUGCUCCCUGUGCACGUGCUCCCUCACCACACACCCUGCAUUAAGUGAAUGCAUUCUUCCUAAUAAUUAAUAAAAAGGUAUUUUUUCUACUGUC